This is a messenger RNA of Galendromus occidentalis (western predatory mite), 1737 nucleotides long. Its product is annotated as zinc finger and SCAN domain-containing protein 2-like. Lineage: Eukaryota; Metazoa; Arthropoda; Arachnida; Mesostigmata; Phytoseiidae. Gene Ontology annotation, molecular function: DNA-binding transcription factor activity, RNA polymerase II-specific; RNA polymerase II cis-regulatory region sequence-specific DNA binding. Gene Ontology annotation, biological process: regulation of transcription by RNA polymerase II. The record is from RefSeq and is a predicted model, not a curated record. Bases 1 to 1737 code for a protein of 578 amino acids. The transcript has 8 exons.
AUGUUCAAGGCCUCGGAUCAUUUUCGCUUGGCACAUGCACUUCGGCUUUUCGGUGCGCCUCUCUGGGCUGUGCAUCACUUCAGUCGACGAGGUGUCGGACCUCUCGCCCAGCAGACCCUAUUCUUUGCCACUGACGCUGAUGUCUUACAAUUAGUUGCACUCGAACAAGAGAAAAGUCCGAAGGAAAAACACGUGGCCGCUGAUUCGAAACCGCACCGCGAGCAGCUCCGGCUCCCAGGUUCCGAUGACGAGGACUCACUCUAUCAGGAGCCGUUCGAGGAGAAAGUCUUCGCUACGCGAACUCGGGCCGAAUGUGACGCUGGCAACACGAAACUUCUGAUUGAAACGACCGACGAAGCCGGCGCCGUCAAGCUCGAAAGCCUCGAGGACUUUUCCCUCGAUCAACAGACGAGCAAUUCUGGGGAGAAGUCCAGCUCCGAAUCCCUGCAACGAGCUGUCAAUGGACUGAUGGAGGACAUGCACACUAGCCCACUGCCGUACGCGAUCCGGAGCAUGCCCUCGAUGAAGUCCACCGAUCCCGAAGCGGUGAUAUUGCCACUCCUGGCGGAAAAAACAGCGAUCGCCAUCGAGGGAAUCGUGGCCAUACCGGUCGAAUCGACAAAAUGCAUAUUCUGCGAAGCUGUAUUCAAGACAGCCAAUGAACUGAAGGAACACAUGAGAAUCGUUCACGCCAAGGACGCUCGGAAGAAAUGCAGAUCGACUCCGCAACGCGAGCUUAAGACUGAGAAAGCCCCAACGCCCCUCCCUAGGCAGGGAGCCUCCACGAAGGCUCGGCGACGUAAACCUCGGACAGCGGGGAAUUUGGGCUCGCACGAAUGCCAAAUUUGUCAUAAGAGGUUCCAACAGAUGGGACAUCUACGGAACCACAUGAGGCUCCACACGGGUGAGCGGCCCUUCGUCUGUGAGAUGUGUGGGAAGGCGUUCUCUCAGUCUGGACACCUAGUGUCCCACAUCAAUAGUCAUACCAACACUCGCCCAUACGAAUGUCCGUACUGCAAGAAACGAUUCACCCAAAGCGGGCACCUUCGGAAUCAUGAACGUCUUCAUCUCGGGAUCCGACCAUACCAAUGCGGGCAUUGUGGGAAGUCGUUCACCCAAUCCGGUCAUCUCGUCAAUCAUCUUCGACUCCACGACGGCGAGAAACCUUACAACUGUCCUUUCUGCACCAAGAAAUUCACCCAGUCGGGCCAUCUAUCCAAUCAUUUGAAGACGCACAAUGAAGGCCGUGGCCAUCAGUGCAACUUGUGUUGCAAGCGAUUCGCACACGCCGACUUCCUCGAAGGACACAUGAGGAUCCAUGCGGACUACCGUCCCUUCGCAUGCACGCUAUGCCCAGCGAAAUUUUCCAACGAGGAUUAUCUGAACAUCCAUCUGAAGAUUCAUGUCCCUCAGAGAAGUUCAUCGUUCCGAAAACGACGGCAGGCUUCACAAAAAGACCUGGCGGAAUACUCGGAUGAUGAGAGGAUCACCCUGGGAGGGACCCCGGUCAUCGUGCGCGUGGCGCGCAUGGACGAGGACGCGGAGGAAAACAUGAGCCAGGACUUCCAAGAAUAUUCAUCGAACGAGGAUGAGCUCAAAGAGCACUCGAACUUCGUAGGGGAAGUCAUGGCUGUCGAGGAAAUUUUGCCCGAGGGAAUCGAUCUAAUUCACGUAGAGGAAGAACUCGAACACUUGUACGUGUUCCCCUCCGAUAAUUCUAGCGCUCGAGAACCUUAG